CUAUUCGGAUCCAUUAUGAUGUUGAAAUGUAAAAUUUUUCUUCAUUACAGAAAGUUUUGCUAUUUUUCUGUUAUCCAAGUUAUGCAAGUGGUUCAAAGAAACUCCGAAGUUUCAGCGUGAUAAUGGUAGCGACCAUUGGUGUUUACAUCAAAAUUCGUUCAGCAUGUAUGUGAUGAAGUGCUAUUCUACUAUACGUACUGGGCAAGAUAAAUCCUUUCAUCGCUCACUAAUUGAAGUCAUUUCGGCAUUAACACUUUUAAGUUUAAUCAUAUCAGCGAUAAAGUAUAGACCUAAAUGAUGAAAAAAAAUCAAAUGAUAUCUAAUCAGUUCGUAAUACUCAUUUCGUCUAUAGGAGUCGAGUCAAUGUUCAUAAUUAUGACUGAUAUUAACCGGAAAGGCUCUGUCUUUUCCUCAUUGAUGUAGCAUGUCAUGAUAUUUACCUCUGUCAUUUUUGCCUUUGCUAUCAUCACCUCUGCUUUUUUUUUACCUCUGCCAAUUUUACCUUUUAUCAUUAUUACCUUUGUCAUUUUUAUAUCUGACACUUUUACCCCACCUUUGCCAUAUUCUCACCUUUGCCAUUAUUACCCGGUACCCAGCAUACCACCUUCUCCGAUCAGUCUGUCAGAUCAACCAUUAUACCUAACAUAAUAUGAUCCGGAAUUUGAUCAUGCCGGAAAAGACUUGUCGUGACGUCAUGUCAUCAUGUAUGUUUGUGGAGUGCCACCCUAACAGUCACAAGCCAUGUUAAUACAAGCGUUGGGAAUAUACAAUGUAACAAAAAGACCACUUGGUGAAAAUGAUAAUACAGUGCAUAGUCAAAUCACGAACAUUUUAAAUGUACCACUUGUGGUGUUGAGGAUGAUGGGUCGAAGGUCAUUUACGGGUCAAAGGUCAGGUUUUUGUUCAUUGAACAGACUUGGUAUCCUUUCUUGAUUUCUGCAUCACUUGUGUUACACUUGAUAUAAACAAUCCAGGUGUAUGUUCACAGGGAUGAUAGGGUCAAAAUAUUAUUUUUCAUUUUUUUUAUUUAUUGCGAAAUCAUACGAGACUCGUGGCUUGCGAACCACCUUGUUUUAAUUGGAAUGCGAAUUUAUGAUGUAUACAACCUCGAAAAAAAAAGAAAUCAACAGGCUCAUAUUACUGUAGUUUAGCUUUAAACCUGGUCUAAGUGUGGGGUAAAACUACGUAAAGCUAUUAUCAAUGUUUGAGUGCCAAAAUGCGAUGACAAAUGGAUCAUAUAGUUAUGGAUAAGUGCGUCACAUCUGUCUCCUCAUAGUGGAACCCCAACUUUAGACCAUGUUUUUUUUCAGAAUUCUGACCACUAUAUUCGUAUUUGAAAAAUAUACUUUUAAAGUUUGUCCUGAUUGUUUUAAUGCAUUAAUAAAUCGAUGCGUCAACUAUUUAUCAAUGUUACGUUCUCUGCUUAUGCCACGCAGUGUCCUGAUGUCACCAUGCCUGUAUCUCUCAGUGUCUGGCGUGUCAGGAUUGGCACGUAUCUCAGGAGGUAUCGCAAUGAUCCAAAGAAAGAAACUGAACAAUCUGAAGAAAAUGACAAUGUCAGUAGACAGAAUCCGUCUUCCAAUGUUUCUUCAAGAGGUGAAAAGAGCAAAAUUGUUAGUAAGUCCUGUCAACAACACUUGUCUUCUUCUGUAGACCUGAAAACGGCCAAAAAUAAAUCUCCAAGUGACAUGAAAAAGGAUGAUGUGUGUUCGGAGACUCUGUCGACCUCGGCCAUUCCUGAUUGUGACACCGCCAACGGAUCUCCGUGUGAUACCAGAAACCUCCGUAAUAUCACUCAACAUGCUCAGCACGGAUCUUUGAAGGGUGCUGAUGAUCGUACUCUAUCAACUGGUUCAACAGAGAAGGAAUCCAUUCCCGUCUCUGAUCCUUUUGACACCAAGGCUCCAGAGCCUUGUGACCUAGACGAGUUGGACAUGAGAUAUAUAACCAUUAAUGGCGCAUCACCUGCUAGCCUCUGCAAAUCAACUCAAAUAAGUGAACCAGACCAACAUGUUGGCACAUCGGAGUCAUACUCACAGGUAGCUAGUUCUCAGGACGAGGGCAAGCAUGACGAGAAAGAGACAUCGAAUCCCUUACUGUCGGGGAUACUUGGCCUAUCUUCGCCUAGUAUUAAUCUAGAUACGUCUGGCAACACUGAGCUCACAUCGUGUACGAGGGAGAUCGCAGAGUUUCAUGGAACACCAAUCUCUCCAGUCAGCAGAUCACGUUCACCCAGCGGUGGAGCAGAUGAAACACAAAUGAAUUCAUUCUCUUCUGGUAUGACCAACGUGCUCCUCCUGAGGUCCGGUGACGUGGAGCAAAAUCCUGGUCCAAAUACCGACCCUGGGAAUCUAACUGAGUUCGAACUCCAUCUCCUUGCUGACGGUAUGGAUCCAUCAGACUUCAGGAAGGUUGGACUAGCUUUAGGAUUCACUGAGGCUCAACUAAGUCGAUUCAAGGAAGACAACAUUGGCAACAUAAUGCAAGCUAUCUAUAAGAUGCUUUGUGAAUGGCUGAAGACAGUACUACAAGAUGAAGCGAGGGAGAUACUAUCCAACAAGUUAAAAGAAAUCAAUCUCGUACAGUUGGCCGAUUGCGUACAGAAAGGUCAGGUUGGUGAUCACAUACCCUCAAUGACAGAAGAGGAAAUUCAACAGGUCAUCAACGCGGUCAAAGAAUAUUCGUCCAUUCAUCACUGUCAGAUUCCAGCUGAUCCACUGAACAGAUCCCUUUUAUUUCAAUUAGACCGGAUCUUCACCAACUUAACGUUGAUGGAAGAGGAUAAGGGAACAACCCAUAAGGCACUGCUACUCUACGCUGACCUCCUCAAGACCAAGGUUAACGGGAUUCUUCCUAAACGUUUGCUAGUUGAAGGUGAAGGGGGUGUGGGGAAGACAACUCUUUGUGCAAAGAUUGUUUGGGACUGGAUUCGUGCAUCCGACUACCAAGAUUACAAACUGGUCCUUCUCGUCCUGCUUCGUGAAGCAAAGAAUAUGACUAUUGGAGAGAUUAUAAAGUCUUACCUCCCAGACGACAUUAAGGUUACAGUCAUGCAGCUAAACAAGUAUGUCUUCUCACAUCAGAAAGAAGUAUUUCUUGUUCUGGACGGCCUAGACGAGCUAGCUGGUGAUCUUAACAGCUGUCAUCAAAUCGCCCUUAUCAUCCUCAAUCGGCUGUUCAAGUCAGGGAAAGUACUAAUUACAUCAAGACGAUGGAGAUCAGAUGAGAUACGGAAGAUUACAGAGCUUAGAAAGCUGUAUGCUUUCAUAGCCGUGGAAGGUUUCUCUGAUGAAAAUCUCUCUACCUACGUCACCAAGUUCUUCCAUCCAGACAAAACUCCAGCUGAGGAGUUGACCCAAUUCAUAUCAAACAACGAUGUGAUCAGAGAGAACAUGGCUCCAUACCCCAUAUACACAGCUAUGCUGUGUAUCAUGUGGAAAGAAUUCGAUGGCGAACGUCGCAUAGCAAUGUCGAAAUUACAAACAUUUUCUCGGCUCAUUAAUGAGAUGGUCCAAUUCUUGGUCGAUCAUUAUCUCUCAAAGCUCAGUCUGACGUCAAGAGACGAGGAAUGGCAUGUUCAGCGUGCAGACAUACUUCUCCAUCUAUCAAACAUCGGUUGUCUUGCCUUCAAGGGCCUCAUGGAAAGACGACUGGUGUUCACCGAACAAGAGUUCAAGAGCUGGCCAGGGUGUGUAAACACAGGUUGUCAAGUUGGAGUACUCACUAAACACAAACCUAUCCUUAAGAGGAGACACCAAAGAUACACUACACAUCCCACAUACUUAUCUGUGCAGUUCCCCCAUAAGCUGUUUCAGGAGUAUCUAUCAGGGAUGUAUCUGGCAUCUCUUCACAACUCAAACAGAAGCGAGUACGAUAGGUUGAUGAAGGAUAUAGGACAUGCACGUGAAUUCCGGGAGCUUCUGUACUUCACUUCGGCCCAACAGAAGGAGGUUGGAUUGGAUAUCAUAACUCGUCUCAUAGCAUCAACGUCAACACUAUCAAUGGGAUAUGAAGAUGACUACAUUGUCGAUGUAGCAUAUGAGAGUCAAGACCAAACAGUGGCCAGAGCUGUGGCAGAUCGUCUCUCGACUUCAUCCAGCAACAGACUUACGAUCAGGAAGAAUAUGCAGGCCCACACGGUAUCAGGACAUAUCUUCAUCUUGAAUCAUCGUAAAGUGGAAAAACUGGUAAUUGAAAAGCCAUGUGGACGGACUGCUUCAGAGGACCUGGCUGAAUUCAUGUGCUCCUCAAACACCCUGAGCUCUGUGACGAUCCGUAUCCUUAGACACCGAGGGGACAUGGAUGAUGUGUUCUACUCGGUGCUUGCUCGGAACGCCACUGAUACAAAGAUUGAGCGUCUUGAUAUCAAAUUCUUUGAACUCAGACAACGUCAGUCUGCAUCACGUGAUCUCGCUCAGUUCAUUUCUAAGAUGCCUCAUCUCAGGGAACUUUACCUCGGUAGUCAACACUGCAGUUCUUCAUUUCAUGACGAGUUCUAUUCAACGGUAUCAUCCUUAGCAUCGUCUGCAAAGGUAUCUUUUCAGUUUCUUAUUUUCGUUUUCUUCAUGUUUCAAAGCAUUUUAUUCCCGUUAGUGCAAUAUGAAGUGAUGGGGAUAUUCACUUUCUUAAACAAAAAUUUGUAUAAUGAUAUAUACCAGAGGAAUGAUAUAUCAUUAUAGUUUGAAAAUUGUGUAUAGGCAUAAAGCGCUUGGUCCAAUUUGUAUUAUAUUAUUAUUCCGUUGAACAUUCUUAAUUAUUAUCAUAAUUUAAUUAUAAUCCGUUAUUUAUUCCAGGGAACCGAGAUCAGCAGACAUUGCUUCGAAGUGGAUUCCCUUUUCUUUUACGUCUUUUAUUAGGUGGUCUGUCAUUAAGAUGACAGAUCACCUAUUAUAUUCGUCAGAAUUUUCUUUAUUUUUAUUGCCAAAUCUUUGUCCACCUCUAUCUCAAAAUCGGGCAUGUCAAUUUCCUUGAUUUUCAUGUCAUGUAUGGGCAUCAUUAUGGACAUGGGAAUGGAAACUUUUCAAGGUUAUCAAAUCUUGAUGACGUCAUCUAGGCGCCAUUUUGUAAAAUUAAAUGAUUGAUCAUAUCAUCGCAACUAAUCAUC
Lytechinus pictus (painted urchin) is the source of this 5104-nucleotide messenger RNA. RefSeq lists its product as uncharacterized. Gene Ontology annotation, molecular function: protein binding. The coding region runs from base 1389 to 4679 and encodes 1096 amino acids. The transcript has 6 exons. Gene Ontology annotation, biological process: signal transduction. The record is from RefSeq and is a predicted model, not a curated record. Lineage: Eukaryota; Metazoa; Echinodermata; Echinoidea; Temnopleuroida; Toxopneustidae.